Molecule: messenger RNA, 1044 nt
Organism: Phycomyces blakesleeanus NRRL 1555(-)
Lineage: Eukaryota; Fungi; Mucoromycota; Mucoromycetes; Mucorales; Phycomycetaceae
Exons: 3
Coding region: 1-1044 (347 amino acids)
Cellular component (GO): mitochondrion
Molecular function (GO): (3R)-hydroxyacyl-[acyl-carrier-protein] dehydratase activity
Source: RefSeq, a predicted model, not a curated record
AUGUCACAAAUAUUUGAAGCGAUUAAGGAAUUACUUGUCUUUGCAAAUCUACAAAUGCUCAUUUCUAACAGACGACUUCUUUUCAAGAGUGUCUUGGUUACUCAAAAGGCCAAACUGAAUGUUCCAAUUGUACGUUGGUUGACAUCUUCAAAUGGGUCGGUUUUAGAUAGAUGGCGGACAGAGAUGGAGUCCAAAAAGAUCCUCACUCACGACACUCUGAUCGCCUCUCCUUUGAAUCUGUUGGCCAACACACUAAACGACCAAACCGUACCCUAUCGUCAUGCCGUUCUUCCUGCCUCUGACACCGAGAUUCCUCCCACCUGGCAUCACGUCUAUUUUCCUCCGCGUACACCUGAAGAUGACCUUGCUUUGGAUGGUUAUGAAACCGACUUCUUUCCCCCACCUCCGUUUGUUCAGCGCAUGUGGGCCGGAGCAACCUUGGUGUGGAAUACAGAAAAUCCACUCAGGGCAGGCCAACAGGUAACCAUGGCCACAACCCUGGACAAGGCAGAGUACCGGCAGCAAGGGCGUGUGGGAGAAUCUGUGUUUGUGCAUCUUGGAAAGAAUAUUUCUAAUAAUCAGGGAUGGUCUAUGAAAGAAGAAAGGUCAUUGGUGUACCUUACAGAUCAAAGUAUUUCCUCAGGCCCAACACGUAGCAUUCGAUCUAAUAAGAAACCUAGUUUUUCUAGAACAAUGACACCUUCGUCUAUCCUCUUGUUUCGGUAUUCAGCACUCACCUUCAACUCACACAUGAUCCACUUUGAUCAUACAUAUGCUACGACUCAGGAACAUCAUCCUGCCUGUCUAGUUCAUGGACCACUCAGCAGUACUCUUAUGAUGGGUCUAUUGACGUCCCACAUUCAAUCCUUGGAUCAAAAGCCAAAGUUCCGGUUGUUUCGAUACAAAUGUCUGCUUCCCUUGUAUGUCAACCAACCCUUGACUCUCUGUGGUCGUGAAUCAGCUUCAGAUCCCAAAAUUUAUGAGUUGUGGGUUGUAAAUCAUGAAGGAAAUUUAGCUGUCAAAGGCAGUGUAGAAUUGGCAUAA